Peronospora belbahrii is the source of this 783-nucleotide messenger RNA. The record is from the annotation of a GenBank genome assembly. NCBI's taxonomy places the organism in Eukaryota, Oomycota, Peronosporomycetes, Peronosporales, Peronosporaceae.
AUGUCUCUAGACGAAAACGUGUCAUUCUUUGCAUAUGCUGGAUUUGUGGUUGUGGUUUUAUUCUUCCAGUAUCUCGUCUCAGCUCAGCAAUCGGAUGUAGUACAGAAUACUGUAGCACGUCGUGAGGACUUGCAUUUGCAACGCAAAUUCCAGCAUCUCGGGACAGGGGUCAUGAUCUAUGCCGGCUUUGGCUACUGUGAUCGAUUAACUGGUAUUUCAAUGUUGCUCGUCUUUGCACUGCUUUUCUGUGGAUUACGCAAGCUAAGAAGCUGUAGCAACGCAGUAAAUGCUGCUUACAUCAAAUGUUUUAGCAGUAUCCUACGGCAGCAUGAGGUCUCAAGAUUGGCACUACCAGGUGCCUACUAUUUUUUACUUGGCUCGAGCUUUUCACUUGCAAUAUUCCCACUAAAAGUAGCACGACUGGCUAUUCUUCAUUUGUCGGUGGGAGAUCCAGCGGCAGCAUUUUUUGGGACGUUGUAUGGUCGGCACAAACUCGUGACGUUAUUUGGAAAGCUAGGUGGCAACAAGUCUCUGGAAGGAUCCAUUGGAUGCUUCUGUGUCGCUGCUGCAGCUACGUUUUCAGCAUUAAUUGCAGAGCAAAAGUUCUUUUUUGGCAUGACAGGCGAGGCGGAAGUUGUUGAAAUAGCUUGGACAAUCUCACUGGCUGCAGGAGUUGGUGCAGCAGUCGCAGAGCUGGUGGACAUCGGUGGAUGGGACGAUAACUUGACCCUUCCUUUGUUGUCAGGAGUUUUUUUGCAGUCUACCGUUGGGCAUCUUCUCUAG